GACGCACUGAGCCCUCCAGAGCCUCUCCCUCCCACCGUGGAGGUAUCUUGUGAUCACAACUGUCGGCAUCGAACCGACCACACUGUGACGUCCACGGCUCAGUGUGAGUCAAGACGCCACAGGAGGGAAAUCCCCACGGCAGAGAGUGACGGGAGGCCCCUUUAAAUCGACGCAGAUUCUUCCUCCUUGGUGGGGUGCCAGGAACAAGAGAGAGGCAGAGAAAGAGGAAGAGAGCUCCGAUAAACAACAACAACAACGCGUCUCUCAGCGGCACAUUUGGACGGAUUCAGCUGUGUACUGCGGCGUCUUGAGGCACAAGACUGCGAGGACUUUUCCCGCUGUUAUUUCCAACAUUUUGGGUGUUUUUUUUUUUUUUUUUUGCCUCUACACGUUUCGGUGUUGAGAGCCAUUGCGGAAGUGAGAAUCUUCUAUUCAACGCGACAGCUACGCUCGGGUCUGUGCUGACAUCUAGCGGCCGAACAGGAGAACUGCAGCAUGUACGGAGCUUCAGGCAUCCCCGAGCUGAUCCCACACAGCGGGCCUCCUCGCCAGCCCGGCCCGGCUGGGCAAUUCAACCCGGGGCACCCGCAGGGGGAAGGACACGACGGUGGUGCGAACCCCCAGAGGCUCGGACAGAGGGCUCCGAAACUGGGUCAGAUCGGUCGGACCAAAAAAGUGGACCUGGAUGAUGAAGACCUGGACGACCUCAUGAACAACAAUGGCCAGUGCCCCGUCUCCCUGUCACCGAUCUCCUAACUUCUCAAAGAAGUGCCAAAAACCCCAGAAACCCCCUUCCCAUCAGCGCUCUUGGUCCUAAGUGUCUUCCUGGAGCUUCUGGUGGCUCAUCGGGGCUCCAAAUCGGCUCACUUAGUGCCGACUGAAGCCCCCAGGGGGCCCUGAUUGUACAUAGUGUCUAUUUAACUUCGCUCAGACUGUGAAUGAAUCGUACUGCGUCUCUCUCUGUACCCCUGUAGGCUGUCAGGACUCUAAGGGUUUUUCAAAGCUUCUUCUCAGAAAAGUUGCUGCUGUCGCACCUGAGGUAGACGGCAGCUGACCAGCCGGGCGUGUCCGACGAGGGUUACUGAUUCUCUGUGGGUUUGUUGUGUGAAGAAACACGAGCCUGUUAACGUGUAUCAACCGCGUGAAAAUUUUAGCUUUGUGCAACGACUCGCACAGGUCCUAAUGGUGUAGCUAUUACCCACUGAAUGAAAGCUCGCUAUUGAAGGUAAAAGUAAACGACUACUGCAAAUUAUUUAUUGUUUAAAGAAAUGUAUAUUUUUGUUGUUGUUGUCGUGGCUUCUACUUAUUCUUAUUUCUUUUCUUUGUCAUCUAAAAGUGGGAUUUAUAUUGUUUCCAAAUGGUGCACUUUGUGGGAAUGCCCGUCAUGUGCUGUGACACGUCGCAGAAACCUAUGCAUGAGGUCUGUGCAAGCGUCCAAACUGGUAUCCUGUGAUUUAAGGGCUACGUAGUAGUUUUCCUAAACCAAAACACUGUUUUGCUGAGCUUGUUAUCGGCCCGAGCUGCAGACUCGGCAGGAAAAAAUGUCACAAACAGCUAAUUUUUAUGCACUUUGAUUCUGUUCUUGUUUUUCUUUUUUUUAAAAUCAGAUUUAUACCUAAAUAUAUUCUGGUUCGCAUGUAGGACGCUUAUGUGUUUUAUAUUAAUGAAUUAGUUUUUGUCAUAGCAUCUUUCAGAGUUGGGCGAACUAUUUAAAGGUCAUGAUUGCAGUAAGAUCAAAAAAAACGUGCAGCUCUGAUUGGCUGUCGCUGGUGAGGCAACCUAACCCUGAUGUUUUGGGGGAUUUUGUAAAGAUUGGAGUGGAGUUAGACGUAAUGGGCCUUUUAAAGGCUUGUGAUUGAGGUCAUGGUCUACUGUUGGUGGCUGUUUCACACAGCUCACGUCUCUGACUCAGAUGUUGAGGUUGUGUUUGCCUUUUGCAUGAAAGUGAUCAACUUUUCAUGAUGCAUCUCUGGAAAUAAAAGUAUAAAUCCUUA
Molecule: messenger RNA, 1994 nt
Organism: Girardinichthys multiradiatus
Lineage: Eukaryota; Metazoa; Chordata; Actinopteri; Cyprinodontiformes; Goodeidae
Product: calcium/calmodulin-dependent protein kinase II inhibitor 1
Exons: 3
Coding region: 496-756 (86 amino acids)
Biological process (GO): negative regulation of protein kinase activity
Molecular function (GO): calcium-dependent protein kinase inhibitor activity; protein kinase binding
Source: RefSeq, a predicted model, not a curated record